Homo sapiens (human) is the source of this 4590-nucleotide messenger RNA. It is a transcript of the gene KLF6, whose product is annotated as KLF transcription factor 6. Bases 196 to 1047 code for a protein of 283 amino acids. The transcript has 4 exons. Gene Ontology annotation, cellular component: nucleus. The record is from RefSeq and is marked reviewed. Gene Ontology annotation, molecular function: DNA-binding transcription activator activity, RNA polymerase II-specific; RNA polymerase II cis-regulatory region sequence-specific DNA binding. Lineage: Eukaryota; Metazoa; Chordata; Mammalia; Primates; Hominidae.
GCAGUCAGUCCGGUGUUUGCAAAUAUUGUGUGGGCUCCGCGCGCUGCGGGCUGCGGGAGGGUCCGGCCGGGCGUCUCUGCGAGCCUGGAGUUUGCAUGAAACUUUCACCUGCGCUCCGGGGAGACUUUCGGCUCCGGCUCCCACCGCGCGCCUCGCCGCCCUCGCGACCGCGGGCUCCGUCCAACCCGGCCCGACAUGGACGUGCUCCCCAUGUGCAGCAUCUUCCAGGAGCUCCAGAUCGUGCACGAGACCGGCUACUUCUCGGCGCUGCCGUCUCUGGAGGAGUACUGGCAACAGACCUGCCUAGAGCUGGAACGUUACCUCCAGAGCGAGCCCUGCUAUGUUUCAGCCUCAGAAAUCAAAUUUGACAGCCAGGAAGAUCUGUGGACCAAAAUCAUUCUGGCUCGGGAGAAAAAGGAGGAAUCCGAACUGAAGAUAUCUUCCAGUCCUCCAGAGGACACUCUCAUCAGCCCGAGCUUUUGUUACAACUUAGAGACCAACAGCCUGAACUCAGAUGUCAGCAGCGAAUCCUCUGACAGCUCCGAGGAACUUUCUCCCACGGCCAAGUUUACCUCCGACCCCAUUGGCGAAGUUUUGGUCAGCUCGGGAAAAUUGAGCUCCUCUGUCACCUCCACGCCUCCAUCUUCUCCGGAACUGAGCAGGGAACCUUCUCAACUGUGGGGUUGCGUGCCCGGGGAGCUGCCCUCGCCAGGGAAGGUGCGCAGCGGGACUUCGGGGAAGCCAGGUGACAAGGGAAAUGGCGAUGCCUCCCCCGACGGCAGGAGGAGGGUGCACCGGUGCCACUUUAACGGCUGCAGGAAAGUUUACACCAAAAGCUCCCACUUGAAAGCACACCAGCGGACGCACACAGGAGAAAAGCCUUACAGAUGCUCAUGGGAAGGGUGUGAGUGGCGUUUUGCAAGAAGUGAUGAGUUAACCAGGCACUUCCGAAAGCACACCGGGGCCAAGCCUUUUAAAUGCUCCCACUGUGACAGGUGUUUUUCCAGGUCUGACCACCUGGCCCUGCACAUGAAGAGGCACCUCUGAGGGAGCAGAGAGGUGGAUCCUGUAGGCUAAAAGGCUUCCAGGCUGAGAGCCGGCCGUGGAAGGAGGGAUGCGUGUUCCAGCCAAAGCAUGCCGUUCUGCACCCUACCCAGUUGCCUCCAGGGCCUCUCCUUGGAAGGUCUUUUGAGGGCUAAAAAGGUCCUGUAAGAAGCGGCAUAGCACCCGUGGUGCAUGGUAUGUGGGUGACCCUGGACUCGCCACUGGUACCCGCCCUUCCGAGCGGCGCCUAAGCCUUUGCCGUGAGCAUGCACACUGAGAAUGCUAAUGGUUGGGUUGAUUGUAUGUUGAGGAUCUAUUACUGACCGUAUGAUGAGGCCAACUUUUUUUCCUUGUGGUUAGCAAGACUGCAAGAGAUGGAAAAAAAGUAGUUUGAAUGUUUUGUGUGUAAGGAGUAUACCAUGAGAUGAGAUGACCACCAAUCAUUUCCUUGGGGGGAGGGGGUGUCUGCACCUUAGAAAAAAAAAGAAAAAUCAAAAAAACAAAAAAACAAAAACAAAAAAAGAAGGAAAAUCUUGGAGGGUGGGCGUGGGAACUCAGGACCCCAGAGUGGCGAGUGGUGUGGGGAGGGAGAGCCUCUCUCCCCCUUUUCUGUGUGAGAGGAACUCUUAGUGUCUGGUGCAGCUAUUAAAUGUGCAAUGUGUCAAGUAGCUUGUUUUACACGCUACAACAUAGCUCAUUUGUAACCCAUUGUAUAAGCUGUGUAUUUACAAAUAUAACACAACAAUUUAACUUUUCCUUAGAAUACAAAAAGUCAUGCAUGGUCUGGGGAACUAUAUGCUUUUCCAUUUUUAAGUCAGGACUGCAAUACUGAUUCCAGUUAAUGAGCAGCUAAGAUCCAAUCUGUCUAAUACAGUGACCCCCUAGCCAUCCGGGCCUGGCAAUAUACAAUUUUUUUUCCCCUCCAAGUUUGUAACACUCCCCUUCCAGAAAGGCAUUGUGCAACACAGGAUUAUUUUUAAAUGAUUCUGAAUUUGAAUUAACUUUUUGGAGAAUUCUGUGAUGCCCUUAGAAGAAAUUGGACACGUAUUGAGUGUCACAAAGCUGGGGCUGGGAAUUGCUGGUCUAAUGUUUCAUUAGACUUAAGAACCUAAAAUUUUUCUCAGUUGGGUGGAUAAAACCACUAACGCUUAGAAACUGUUUUCUCAUGCAGCUAUGUUUCUCUUAUUUAUGCCUUGAGGACUAAUUUCUGGUUUUCUAGCUGUUAAUGCACUGUUGACCUUCAUAAUGGUGCCUUACGCAAGCGAUCCCUUCUGUGGGGGUCUCAUACAGGGGUGUGGGCGAUGCAUGCUUUAUUAAGGCUCUUGUUUCACCUGGCAGUGUACUGUAUCAACGUAUAAUACAGAAAAAAAAUCUCUUUAAGGUCCUCCUUCACAAAGACAUAGAGUGAAACUCCCUUUACAUGUCAGUAUUUGUUCAACACUUUAGGCAACUUGACUGUCAGUGUUAAAAUGGAAAACAGGAAAAUGGAAAAAUCUGACCAAUUCUGCCACCUUGAGACUUUCAUAUAGACCUUGCACAACAAUUGUAUAGAUCACACACCGGCUGUAUUUAAUAUGUAACAUUUUCACACAUAUUAAAGAUACAGAAGUAUUAAAAAACCCCCAAUGUUAAUGUAUUUGCUUAAAAGGCACAAGUUUCACAUAUCUGUCUAGCUAUCUGUUGGUAAUACAGAAAGUAUACUACUUUUUUAAAAAAGUGGGCAGAAUUCUUGUGUAUGUAUAUUUGUGUGUACAGUAUGUGUAUGUGUGUAUAUAUAUAUAUUAUAUAUAUAGAUAAUAUAUAAAUAUUUUUUUUAAGGAGAAACUAGAAUGUUUAGCUAGAAAAUUCCACAGCCUGUGAAGAAAUAUUUCAAAAUGGCCAUAAAGGAGGUAAAAAUGAAAACCAUAACCUAACUUUUAUAGAGGCUUUAUCUUUAAUUUAACGAUGUGCGGAGGACUUUCUUGCUUGAAUCUGUUCCGGGCUGUCUGCUCUGUCCAUCAAAUGGGCAGGUCUGGAAUGGGGCACCUUCGGCCGUUCAGAAGUGGCCUGAACAGAAUGCUGGAACCCAGGCUGGACUCGGACACACUAAGGUUUUGAUUUUGAAUUUCAGCCUUAUUAGAAGAUCUAACCUAAGAGUAAGCUAACCACAGGGAUUCUUUUGUAGAACACUUUUUAUGCAGAUGAAGCUAUUUUUUCCAGCAAGUAGAUUCUUCCAGUUUUUCCAAGGAGUAAUUUCCCCGAAUUGGCAUACCACGGCGUGGACAGCUGAUAUUUCACCCAGCUGCUGGCUUGUGGGUGUGGCUCUUUGCUUUAUAUAUAUAUACACACAUGUGAGUCUGGCUGGGCUGGUAUUUUGUUUGAUCUUCCUGGAAAUGAGCAGUGACUAACGCUCACAUAACUGGUUUUUUUUUUAUCUGGGCUGAUGAAUACAUUUACCUAAGAAACUCAUUUCGUUUUACUUAAGAGGGGAAGUGCAGUUUUCUUUUGGCAGUUCAGAAUCCAAGCACUUGAUUUGCUGGGUUUGGAAAACUCCUUUUUUGGCCUUCUAUGUGCUUAGCCAUAACAAUUCCAUUAAGCAAGAAGGUAAGCAAAAGACAAAAAAAAAAAAAGGAAAAAAAAAAACUUGCACUGGCUUGUCUCACUUACGAAACAUGUCGGAGCUGUUUGCCUGGGUGGGGCUGGGUACCGUACCUGUCAAUGCCUGUGAUUUUCAUAAUUAGCACGUACAUAAAGAAGUACAUUCUGUUCAGGUGAUAACUGAGCCUCAAUCAAGCAGAAACUUUUUGCUUGAAAUUAAAAAAAAAUUUCUAUUAGUGAAAUUUCUUUUUUUUUUUUUUUUGGAAGCACCCUGUUAUCUAAAGAAUCUUUGUAAGAUUUUUGUAAAAUUUUGUUUUACAAGAUUUUAUUUGAAAUUGUUUUUUGCAAGAUUGUUAUAUUUCUGUAUGAAUGUAUUUUUUAUUGGAAUAACAUAAAAGAAUUCUUAUCAGCAUCUUGAGUCUGGUUGUUUUUUUUGGGGGAAGGGGGUUGUUGGAACAGAUUCCUCCUGCAUUCAUCACCCUGGCUUCCUCCUGGGGGCAAAUCUUCAUUGAGCAACCCUGAGAACAACUCACCGACCUCAGCCCCUUCCUCUUUCCACAGCCUGUCCUGGGAGCUGGAGAGGAUGUCAGCGAGCCUGACAUUGCCCUCCCUGAAUGCAUCAAAUACUCUUCUCCAAGGACUGACAAAAACAACCCCCCGGCUGUGGGCACAGUAGGGAACCAUGCCGGUUUGAUCUUCCAUUGCUCAAGCCAGGGAAUGCAUUGCAGAGGCACCUGCACAACGACAAACUUGAGUGUUUCCCUGCCACUUCUGUGCCUCCACAGCCUGCUCCAGUUCCGCAGCUAGAGCUGGGCCUACCUUCCCCAGCCAGCCCUGCCACACACCUGGCUGAGGCAUGUCUGGGAGGGGUGGAGGAGGCAGAGGGACUCCAGGCCAGAGGGCUGUUCUCACAACCUCAGCCCACUCUCAGUCAAGGAGGGCAGAAAAUAAAAGAUGACAUCACUGCCA